This is a messenger RNA of Cokeromyces recurvatus, 1019 nucleotides long. RefSeq lists its product as uncharacterized. The record is from RefSeq and is a predicted model, not a curated record. The transcript is spliced from 5 exons. Gene Ontology annotation, cellular component: nuclear envelope. Gene Ontology annotation, biological process: CDP-choline pathway. NCBI's taxonomy places the organism in Eukaryota, Fungi, Mucoromycota, Mucoromycetes, Mucorales, Mucoraceae. Gene Ontology annotation, molecular function: phosphatidylcholine binding; choline-phosphate cytidylyltransferase activity. The coding region runs from base 1 to 879 and encodes 292 amino acids.
AUGGAUUCUGAUAAAAUAACUCCAAGUCAUGAUGAUGAGAAAAGAUAUUUAACUACAAACUCUCCCUUAUUACCUCGUGGUAUCGAUAUCUCUGCUUAUGAUUUUAAGAUCAAUGAGCCACCUAUGGAUCGUCCAGUUCGUAUCUAUUGCGAUGGAAUUUAUGAUUUGUUUCAUUUUGGACAUGCUAAAGCAUUAGAACAAGCCAAGAAUUCAUUUCCCAAUGUUUAUUUGAUUGUAGGAGUAUGUAGUGAUGUGGAGACUCAUAAACGUAAAGGUAAAACGGUCAUGACAGAUAUCGAACGUUAUGAAUCUGUUCGUCACUGUAAAUGGGUGGAUCAAGUGGUACCGGAUGCACCAUGGAUCGUAACUCAAGAGUUCCUGGAUAGAUAUCAAAUUGAUUAUGUGGCUCAUGAUGCGGAACCCUAUCAAUCUGCAGAAUCAGGUGAUGUCUAUGCCUUUGUAAAAGCUCAAGGGAGGUUUUUACCUACUCAACGUACAAGUGGUGUAUCUACCUCAGAUCUUAUUACUCGCAUCGUUCGUGAUUAUGAUGCCUAUCUUCGUAGAAACCUUGAAAGAGGUGUUACGGCAAAGGAAUUAAAUAUUUCUUUUUUAAAGGAGCAGGAAAUUAAAACAAAAAAAUCGAUUGAUGAUUUGAAAAAUCAGAUAAAGUAUGCUAUAUUAGAACAUUUGGGCACUUGGGAAGAUCAGAGUCAUGAUUUUAUUAAAAGCUUUGCUGGAAGAUUUGGUGCAAAAGAUGUAGUGGAAAAGUUUUUAAAUAGUCGUAGAUUAGUUUCUAGCUAUACAAACAGUAAUAAACGGAAAAGAAAUUCCAUUACUCAUCAGGAUAACAGCAGUGAUUCAAAUUCCUCCAUUCAAUAGUAUAACACAAUGACUUUCACUAUACAUUAUACCUUAAUUAUUUAUAUACACAUACAUACAUACAUAUUUAUGUGAUAUUAUAUUAUUAUAGCAUUGAUUCUUCAACAUAUAUAAAUACAAUUCUUUUAUAAGAAUUUAUU